UUUUUUUACUGUAUGAAAAUCAAAGAAAAUUAUAUUUUAAUAAUAUUUAGUUCCGAAUGUCAGUUAGGUAUUAUAAAUAUAAGUCCUAACCAAUUCUCAUGGGACUUCGGUCCCCAGGUAUAACACCUGCUUGGUGAAAGUAGGUACUCUCUAAUACGCCUUUCUAAGUUUCUACCUUUUCCACAGAACUGACAGAAUUCCGUCAGAUGAGACAAAACCAUAAUCGUUCUUCUCCGAGUUCCGUCGCGAGUCGAGCCUACCCUACGCCAGCGAGGUACGCGUUUCACAGCCAAUGUUGGUAUCACUUAAAGAAAAUCGCAUAUUCGAUGUGUCCUACAACAAAAGACAACUCUCGUCCCGCUGACCAGUCCGCGAAUUGACACCGCGACGCACACACGCUUAUUUUCCCGUCGCUUCGAGUGAAAACCAUACAAAUUGUGAAAAUGUUAAAACUCGUUUGUGUUUCAAUCAUCACGGUGUGCCUUCAGCUUACGACCGGGGGCGUUAUGAAGCCUGAUGACUCUAUCAAAUACCCUGGGCCUAUUAAGGAUAGGCAGGGCGUCCCGGACGAAUGCAAGGACCAGAAUUUCUGCACGAUAAAGCCACCGGACUACCCUCAAGAACAGUUCGACAAGAUGUUCAAGGGAACAAAGCUUGGCAAGCUUCCGAACCUGGUGUUGAACAACAGCGAAGUAGAAUUCCCUAACAGACAGGGCGGGCCUGGCGAUGAGGACGACUGCAGAACCACCGUUACGUACGAACCGUUAUACAACGUGCGCACUAAACGCGGGGACUGGCGAACCGUCGUUCAGGCAGAGCAAGAAAACUACGUGCAGAAAGUGCGUUUGGAGACGUGCCUAAAACCUCAAAGCAAAUGCUUCACCCGUUUCGGCGAAAUCCCUGGCAUCGAGACCUACUGUCGUCAGAACUACAACGACUGGGAGAUAGUCGUGUCAGACGGGAAAGGGGGCACCGAGACCGUCACAACUAGCCUGCCAGUCUGCUGCUCUUGCCACUACAAGUCCGUGGACCUCGCUUCCAGGUUCGGGAAACCGAAAGAACAGAAAACUGUGACAGGAGAGUGACAAUCUUCGUUUUUAUGGUUUUUAUGUCAUUGUUGCCUCAGCAAGUAUUGUAACAACAGAUGAUUAACUUGACUACCUACUCGUGUUUUAUGUAAACUUAGGAUAAGAACGAUGCUGAGUCCAGAUUGAUUAACACGUUCACUGUCCCCAUACAAAAUGAUAAGACAAAGUUACACGUCCAAGUGUGCUUCCACUUUGAAGUUGUGAACCCAUAGUGGGUGGGCACCCGUAUAGGGAACGUGUUAAAAUUGUUUAUACCUCUCGCGUCGAAUGAUGGUCCUUAUGACAGUUCCUUCAAGUUUUUUUUGUUGGGCUUAUUUUAAGAAAAAUCGAAGAAAUAUGUUUUUACCGUAUUUUACUUAUUACUUAAAUGUUACUAUACUCCUGUUGGUCUCUAAAGCGGAUUGGCCGUUUGGUUGCAAUUUGUAAACGAUUUGAGAUAGGAAGAAAGUACACCUCAAAUUGUUUGUUAAUAGGUCACUGUGCUUUAUAUCGGAUUUUAUAUUUUAAAUUUAAUGUCAUUUGACCAUUUAAUACGAGUUGUUAGGGGAACCUAGCAAUAAAUUAAAUUGUCGACUGUACUUAAACUGAUCAACAAUUGUUCAGCGACUUUUAAAAAUAACUUGCGUUUUGAUUUUUGGUAGGCUUUCAAGUUUAUUUUAAGACCCAAUGUAAUCCGAAUUAUGUUAAGCUUCAUAGCGUGACGAGUAACUUCAAUUACAAUUAUGAUAGCGUCCAUUGACGAUAACAUUUAAUAUCUAUGAAACUAGGAAGUCUAAAUACUUUAUAAUUUUUUUAAUUUAUUUAACAAAAGUGUAAUCGUUUGAGGAGUACAAUCUAUGUUUUAAUUAUUUGCUCGUGUUACCGCCCCACCGGGUAUAUGCCUGCCUACAAUGAGGCCUAAUUACAAAAAAUAUGACUUGGCCUUUCAGCCAUAUUACCAUGGCUUUAAUACCGUGUUUUUUGAUAUCUAGACACGCGG
This is a messenger RNA of Cydia pomonella (codling moth), 2067 nucleotides long. RefSeq lists its product as uncharacterized. The record is from RefSeq and is a predicted model, not a curated record. The transcript is spliced from 6 exons. Gene Ontology annotation, biological process: innate immune response; central nervous system formation; regulation of Toll signaling pathway. Lineage: Eukaryota; Metazoa; Arthropoda; Insecta; Lepidoptera; Tortricidae. Gene Ontology annotation, cellular component: extracellular region. The coding region runs from base 444 to 1085 and encodes 213 amino acids. Gene Ontology annotation, molecular function: growth factor activity; Toll binding.